UAGUCAGACAGCGAGAUUGUAAAGACUGAUUACCUGUAGGGUCUCUUUCUGAACUCCAUCUUUCUGCAUUCAGAAGGAAUUGUAAGAUUCGAGGGGAGUGAAAAUUUACACCAGACCUCUCUCCCCCAUAUCUAUUCCUCCAUGUGGGCUAACCAAAAGAAAAAAACAGACAAAAAAAGCUUCUCCUUCAUAAAGUAUAAUUUCAUCUUUAGCUGAUCAAUUCUAGUUUAUGUAACUAAGAUGUAAUAAUUGCAAUACACUUCAAAUGUUGCCAUUAAGACUCUUAUCCCGCCUGGCAGGGACUGGCGGAUGUGAUAGCUCAUCUGGUGCUGGCCCCGACAGAAAGGGGGAGUGCCCAAAGGGAAUUACCACCGAUUCGAAGAAAUUUCAAAGCCUCAGUGUGUUGUUUAGGUCUGAGAGGGCAGCUCACCGAGUUCUCCUCUGCUACAAAGUGGCUAGGAGAAGUGGAUGGACUAACCUAGUCGCUGUAGCCCACUGAAAAUCCCUCCAACAUGUUCAGGAGGUUGAGAAGGUUGUUGGUUCCUGAUCCCCCGCCGGCCCAGACAGCUGCUCCUCCAAACGCACCGGCUCCCCCAGCCAAGGAGGAAACAGUACCAGAAGAGAAAGACGAGAAAGUAGAGGAGCCAAAGUUAACAAGUGAAAGUAAAGAGGAGGAAAAUGGAGAGAAAAAAGAAGAUAAAGUCAACGACACGAAGAAUGAUGAUGAGCCAAAGAAGGAAGAACCGACAACAGGUCCUACGCCAGCCAUUCCGGCUGAACCUGCUGCUCCUGCUGCCCCGGCAGAUCCAGAAGGAGCUCAAGGGGAAGGACCCCCCUCCACCCCCCCUGUUGUCUACUCCCGAUACGCAGACGACGUCCUCAGAAGUGUCAUAAAGAAGUUAAGAGAAAGAAACGAGUUCCUCAAGGAGAAAGCUAUAGACCCUUACGCCACAUCUCCAGAAAUCACCCCACCUGUCACACCUGUUUUGAGAAAGGAGGAGUAUGAACGACAGAAGGAAGAGGAGCGGGUAGCCAAAGAAGAAGAAGAGAGAAAGAAGGCAGAGGAAGCGGCCAAAAAAGCAGAGGAGAAAAGGAAAAAGGAUGAAGAGAAAAGACUGGAGGCUGAGAAGAAAGCAGAGGAGGAGAGGCUGGCCGAGGAGGCCAGGAGGAAGGGAAAGAUUCUGCCAGACAUCAGCUGCUCGUGCUUUGAUGUCCUCUUCCACCCAGUGGAGGAGAAGAUGGAUACAGUGUUGGGAAGCACUAUUGAUCCGUUCACAGAUCGUCGGUACAUCGCCUGGUUGUCUGUCGUAGCCGUUGCCUACAACUACAACAUCUGGCUGAGCCCCGCCCGGCUGGCCUUCCCUUACCACAGCGAGACCGCCAACCCGUUCUGGAUAUUCUUUGACGUCCUCUCUGACGUCGUAAAUGUCAUCGACAUCGUGGUUUGGCAGCCACGGCUGCAGUUUGUCAAAGCUGGAGACAUUAUUAAAGUUAGAGCCAUGACUAAAGUGCAUUAUCGGAAAUCCUAUCGAUUUAAGACAGACAUUUUCAGCAUCAUCCCUUUUGACCUUCUCUCUCUACACUUUGGGUUCUCCACCAUAUUCAGAGUCAACCGCUUCAUCAGGAUAGAGUCUUUCUUUGAGUUCAGUGACCGACUUGAAAGCAUAAUGGCCAAAGCUUACAUCUGGAGAGUGGCCCGUACCACCGGCUACCUGCUUUACAUGCUCCAUCUCAACGCCUGUGCUUACUACGUGGCCUCAGUGCACCAGGGUCUGGCAACAACAACAUGGGUGUACGAUGGAAAAGGCACAGCGUACCUGCGCUGUUAUUACUUCGCUGUGCGUAGUCUCAUCAACAUCGGGGGCCUUCCAGAACCUGUGACUCUGUUUGAAAUCAUCUUUCAGAUGACCAACUUUUUCAUUGGAGUUUUUGUGUUUUCCAGUCUGAUUGGACAGAUGAGAGAUGUCAUAGGAGCGGCCACAGCAGCCCAGACGUACUUUCGGGCAUCGAUGGACGGCUGCGUCGCCUACAUGAACACCUACACGAUCCCCAAGAUGGUUCAGAACAGGGUGCGCACCUGGUACAACUACACCUGGGCUUCUCAGGGAAUGCUAGAUGAGUCGGAGCUUCUGGAAAAGAUGCCUCUGGUGAUGCGAAUCGCCAUCGCUGUGGACAUAAACCUGGCCACCUUCCAGAAGAUCCAGCUCUUCCAGGGCUGCGACCAGCAGAUGUUGGUGGACAUGUUACUGAGGCUGAAGUCCAUCAUCUACCUGCCAGGAGACUUUGUCGUGAAGAAGGGUGACAUCGGCAAGGAGAUGUACGUCAUCAAAAGUGGAGCGGUGCAGGUGGUGGGAGGUCCUGACAACAGUAUUGUGUUCGUGACACUGAAGGCUGGCUGUGUGUUCGGAGAAAUCAGCUUACUACAGUCGGCUAAAGAUGGAGGGAACAGACGGACGGCUAACGUAAGGGCGUAUGGUUUCGCCAACCUGUUUGUUCUGGAAAAGAAAGACCUGUUUGAUAUCCUCGUCCACUACCCUGAGUCUCAGAAGGUUUUGGCCAAGAAGGGCAGGCAACUGGUUAAAUCAAAAGCUCCUGCAGGGGCUGCAACCAAAGAGGAGAAGCAGAAAGGCCUGGCUCUGUUUGGGCAGAGACCCCCGACGCCGAAGCUCUUCAAAGCAUUUGGCAACCUGCGCAAAUCAGGGCUCCUCGAGAAGCUCAGGGUGAGAGUCUUAGACCGAUGUUUGAAUUGAUGAAUAAUCACUCAUGAUACUCCGUUCAGUCAGAAGACUUUGUCCAAUCACCACUGACAUCAAUUACGUUCAUCUUGAGGAUUAAAGAUGUGUAAACCAUGUCUGUUUUGCGGGGUUAAGUUGUUAUACAACAAAAACAGUAAGGUAAAUGAGAAUAAUAAGGUGCAGAAGUUUGAAUUUAUUGUGACAUUUUUCUAAUCAACACACAAAUGCAGGCUCACAUCUAUACAUACAGUGCCUUGCCAAAGUAUUGAAAGGCACUAGCCCACCACCGUUUUGCAGCGGUUCCAGGUGAAAGCUGCUUUGGAUCAGUCUCCACAUCUGGCCACUGGGCUUUUUAAACCAUUCCUCAAGGCUAAAACUGCUCCAGCUCCUUAAUGUUGGAUGGUUAUUGAUUACGAUCAAGGAUCUUCAAGUCUAACCACAGACUUUCAAUUGGAUAUGGGUCUGUCCAAAACAGCCAAAUUACUGGUCUAAUUACCUCCUCAGUGUGUCAAGUCUCCAGAGGCCUGGCAAUAAAACAUAUGUUUGAUUCAUGUGUCAAAACAGGAUAAUCAGAAGAUCUACGCCACCACUAAGGUUCUAGACCGCCAUGAAUUGAUAACUGAACCAGCAAAUUUGCCUGUGGGAGAAAUAUUUUAGCUUUGAAGAGUCGAGGUGAAACUUUCAAACCAAACACUCCACAUACGGUCAGCACAGGGGAUUGUGGGAUGCAGUCUACAAGAUCUGGACAUGAUUUAUACUGCACAAGUCCAGAAAAGUGCCAGACGUAUUGCAAUAGAUCCCACCCACCAGAACAAAGCACUGUUUGUCCCACUUCCAUCAGGUAAACUAUUCAGAAACAUUGAAUCAAACACCAACAGAAUCAAUAAACUAGCAGCCCAGUUCACAGUCUGUUACCUGCUUCCAAACAUGCUGCUGGUUCCACAUGGCCAGAUGAGAAUCAUUUACACUGCCUCUCACGUUCCAAUGUCUAUUUGCACACUUCAGUUUCUCAGGGAAUGUCUGUUUGCACAUCCAUGCAAAUUGCACAGUUCUGUAACUUGAAGAUGUAAAUGUAUUUGCACAUCAUUUUACUGUGUGCAUGAGAGUAUCAACG
Molecule: messenger RNA, 3849 nt
Organism: Fundulus heteroclitus (mummichog)
Lineage: Eukaryota; Metazoa; Chordata; Actinopteri; Cyprinodontiformes; Fundulidae
Product: cyclic nucleotide-gated cation channel beta-3
Exons: 17
Coding region: 513-2750 (745 amino acids)
Biological process (GO): monoatomic cation transmembrane transport
Cellular component (GO): photoreceptor outer segment; intracellular cyclic nucleotide activated cation channel complex; plasma membrane
Molecular function (GO): cGMP binding; intracellularly cGMP-activated cation channel activity; protein-containing complex binding
Source: RefSeq, a predicted model, not a curated record